Molecule: messenger RNA, 6808 nt
Organism: Myotis myotis
Lineage: Eukaryota; Metazoa; Chordata; Mammalia; Chiroptera; Vespertilionidae
Gene: ZNF526
Product: zinc finger protein 526
Exons: 2
Coding region: 160-2130 (656 amino acids)
Source: RefSeq, a predicted model, not a curated record
CAGGCGCGUCUCCGAGCCCGGAGCCCGGCCCACAAGGCACGGUCGUGUGUGCGUGGAGACACUCGCCGAGCCCCGCCUGAGCUUCAACACGCAGGCUCAAGGGCGCGUGCCCUACGCUGCAGGUUCUGAUUGGCCGCCACGGGCACUGCUUUCCCCACAAUGGCAGAGAUGGCUGAGGUGGCUGAGAUGCUGACACAGAUAUCACCAAGGGCAAUGGAGAUGUCAACAGAGGUGACUGAUAUGAAACCUGAGGAGGCCCUUGCCUCAUCCCUCUUUUUCCAGCACCACCAGUUCAUGUGCUCCGAGUGUGGCAGCCUCUACAACACACUGGAGGAAGUCAUCUCACACCAGGAUCAGCAUGUGCCCACUGUCACAGAGGAGGAGGCACUGACCACCCAGGACUCUGGCCUGGAGCCAGAGCUAGUGCCAGGUACUGAGGAUGGGCCUUUCCAGUGUGGUGACUGCAGCCAGCUCAUUCUCUCCCGUGGUGAGCUCCUGGCCCACCAGGACUCCCACCUGCAGGCGUCUGCAAGCCAGAUCCAGUACCAGUGUGGGGACUGCCAGGAGCUGUUCCCCUCGCCUGAGCUGUGGGUGGCUCAUCGGAAGGCCCAGCACCUUUCUACUGCAGCAGCCAGGCCACCAGUGCUGCCGCCUCCCCCGCCCCCUCCCUCAGCACCACCACCUCAAUCUCCUGCUCCACCUGGAGUCAAGAUGGAGCCCUAUGAGUGUCCUGAAUGCUGUACCCUCUGUGCCACCCCUGAGGAAUUCUUGGAGCAUCAAGGCACCCACUUUGACUCCCUAGAGAAAGAGGAAUGCAAUGGGCUAGAGGAAGAUGAGGAUGAAGAAGAUGAUGAGACAGAGGAGGAGGAGGAGGCGUUGGCCUCAGAGGUUGGUGACAAUGCUAUAGAGGGCGACAAGUCCACAGAUACCCGGACCCAGAACUGUGGGGAUUGUCCCCAACACUGGACCUCAACAGGGGCACGCCGACGACACCGGCGGGCAUCCCAUGGCCCAGCAUCAACAACCCACCCCUUCCGCUGCAGCCAGUGCCAACGCAGCUUCAGCUCAGCAAACCGGCUGCUGGCUCAUGGGCGGGCCCAUGUUGGUGGCACACACGAGUGUACCACCUGCUUCAAGGUCUUCAAGAAAGCAUCCUCAUUGGAGCAACACCUGCGACUGCACCGAGGGGAAGCCCGCUACCUCUGCGUGGACUGUGGCCGUGGCUUUAGCACAGAACUCACUUUGGUGGCCCACCGGCGGGCCCAUACCUCCAACCCAUUGCAUCGCUGCCGCUGUGGCAAGACAUUCAGCAACAUGACCAAGUUUCUCUACCACAGGCGCACCCACGCCGGCAAGAGUGGAGUGCCACCCCUCACAGCAGGAGCCUCCCUGACUCCAGCUGAGCCCAUGCCCCCACCACCGCCCCCUACCCCGCCUGCCCAGCUGCCCUGCCCACAGUGCUCGAAGUCCUUCGCCUCAGCCUCCCGCCUCUCUCGGCACCGGCGAACAGUCCAUGGGCCCCCUGAGCGACGACACUGCUGCGGGGUUUGUGGCAAGGGCUUUAAGAAGCUGGUCCAUGUACACAACCACCUGCGGACACACACGGGCGAGAGGCCCUUCCAGUGCCACUCCUGUGGCAAGACCUUUGCUUCUCUGGCCAAUCUCAGCCGCCACCAAUUGACCCACACAGGGGUGCGUCCCUACCAAUGCCUGGACUGUGGUAAGCGCUUCACACAGAGCUCUAACCUGCAGCAGCAUCGGAGGCUGCACCUGCGGCCAGUGGCCUUCGCUCGAGCACCCCGCCUCCCCAUCACUGGUCUCUACAACAAGAGCCCCUACUACUGCGGGACAUGUGGCCGCUGGUUCCGUGCCAUGGCAGGCCUACGCCUGCACCAGCGGGUCCAUGCUCGAGCACGGACAAUGACACUACAGCCCAGAUCACCACCUCCCGCCCCACCCCCACCCACCCAGCCUCAGCAGACUAUCAUGUGCACUGAGCUCGGAGAGACCAUCGCCAUCAUCGAGACAUCCCAGCCGCUGGCACUUGAGGACACACUGCAGCUGUGCCAGGCGGCACUGGGGGCCAGUGAAGCGAGCGGGCUGUUGCAGUUGGACACAGCCUUCGUGUGACACAACUAAGGGCAACAAUAAGAGUGGUUGCAACAGCAAGUGUGGGCUCCUCUGGGGAGGAAGGGGACCACACCCUGGCAAGUCCACCCCAGUCGGUUCCAGGAUCUACUAGCAUCUUACCCACUGGCUCCUCAGAAUAGCCCCGCCAGGUUUCUCUUGUCACCUUUCUCUGCCUGAGGGGAAACUGAAGCUCUGAGAUGUGAUACGAUCUGUCCCAGGUCACUCCACAUAGCAGGGUUUGCCAAGGUUCUUUGCAUCACCCUGCUACCCAGAAACAUCAGGUAACCUUUCCUGAGCCCUGGCCGUGUGCUCAGGUAUGUGCCCCAUACAUCUUUAGGUCCUUUGCUGUCCCCCCAGCCCGAGCUUCCCUGGACUUCCAGCACCCAGGACUCAGCCAUGCCUGGUGGAGGAAGGUACUGACUUCUCUGGGCUUCCUUAAUCUCACUUUUAACAAUGGAAGGAAACCUAUAGGUGCCCUAGUGCUCAGCUGCAGACAGUGAUGAUGGAGACCCAGGAAUGAGUCAGGCACGGGGCUCGGCCCAGGAGGCCUAUAGUGUGUUAGGAACAUGCACAAGUACAGAUGGCCUUGCUCUCUAAGUGUGUCUCGUUGAUUCUUUAUCAGCUUGAGUGUCCUAAGUCCUCCUGAGUGCUGGGUGAUGCUUGGGGUAAGAGACAAGUCACGCUUCUGCCCUGCCCCUCAGGGGCAGACAGAGCUCAGCCCUAGGUUCCUCAAGGUUGUGAUGGGGGUGCACAUGGACAGUGGGUCCCAGAGCAGGGAACAAAGCUCGGUGGGAGAUCAGUAGAGACCUUCUAAAGGAGGUAGGAAUCUGCUAGCAUAAGAGGAGAACAUUCCAGGCAGACGGCAUGGAGGGUGAGUUCUUAGCAUACUUGGAGACCGUCCAGUUAUUCACAGCCACAGUAACAGCGAACAUUGGACUUCUAGCCGUGGCAGGCACUGCAGUAACCACUAUACAUGUGUUAUGAUCCCAACAGGCCUGAGGUGAUCUCAGAAUGAUCCCUGUUUUACAGAUGAGAAAAUGGGCAGAAUGCUUACUUCGGCAGUACAUAUACUAAAAUUGGAAUGAUACAGAGAAGAUUAGCAUGGCCCUUGCAUAAGGAUGACAUGCAAAUUGGUGAAGUGCUACAUAGAAAAAAGAAAAUGGGCAGAGACUUGCCCAAGGUCUCACAGCUAGGCAAAGGCAUUGCUGAGAUGUGCACUUAGAUGGGCCCUUCAGCCCAUGCCCAUAACAAGUGCUAUUGAGUGAUUGCGACCUGAAACCCUUGCAGGAGCUGGGGGCUCAGAGGAUUCAUUAUAACUGGAGGAAAGGUGAGCCCAGUGUCACAGAGUAGUUGGGGUUGGGGGGGGGGAGGCCGGGUCUUUCAAAAGAUCAAAGGCCUUGGGAGCAGGAAGGGAUCCCCAGCCUUUUCAAAGGUUCCUUGAGGUGACAAUUCUUCCCUCUCUAAACAGAUGAUACAUGGCAGGUCAGGAAAUGGGGCAGAGUGAAGCAGGGUUGUCUGGGAGGGCUAGACCUGAGAAGGCCUUGAAGCUGGGCUAAAUUGGAACACUGCAAGAAGGGGUGGGCCCUAACGGGGGAUUAGGUUCCUUGGGGUCAGGGUGGGGCUAUGGGGAAGAUUAAAGAUGGUCCAGGAGGGAGAGAACAGGCCAGAGCUGGGCAUAGACCAUGGGGAUAGGAGGAGGGUGAGGGACGGUGACCUCAUGACUGACCAGAUGUAAGGGAAGGUGUCCCCAGCAACCCGACCACAGGUCCCCUCACCCAGGCCAGCCCUCCUCUCCUCUGGUCCACAUGCUUUAUGUAUGUAUUCAUCAUACAAAAAAGGUGAUGCCCAAAUGGUUCUGAGCAGGGAGACUCAGGGUUUUAUUGGGCAAUAUACAGAUGCCUCUGGGGCUUUUUAGCAGACACUACAGACGUCCUUGAACUCCCUCUGGAACACCUCUCUUCACCAGUGGAGCACAUGUCGGUUGCUCCUCCCGAUUCCCUUCUUCCUCUGCAGCCUCUGCCCUCACCUACUGCUGACACCAUGUGGAGGAGGUGCCAUUUCCCUCUGCCCGUGGUCCUAUUGUCUGGCCCCAGCAUGUUUUCUAAGUGAGGAUAAAGGCCAGGCUCUCUGCCUUAACCUUCCCCAGGGGUGUCACUUCCCAACAGGUAUGAGCCCUGUUGAGACCUGGAAAUGAAAGCUUGGGGACAGCACCUCUGCCCCCAUGCAUGCCCACUAAGAGUCUACAUCAGGCUCUGGUCUGUGUGGGUCAGUGGUUAGAGCAUCAGCCUGUGCACCACAGGUUUGAUCCCUAGCCCCAGUUGGGGCAUGUUUGGGAGGCAACCAAUCAAUGUUUCUCUCUCCCCCUCCCUCCCACUCUCUAAAAAUAAAUGGAAAAAUAUUCUCAGGUGAAGAUUAACAAAAAAAAUUUUUUUAAGUUUACAUCAGGCUAAGUUUUGUGUCCUCCAGACUCUGAAGCAGCAGGGGCUGAGACAGCUUUGUUAAAGUCUUGACCCUGCCACUUAGUCUGUGGCCAUGACCUCUCUGACCAGCUCUCCCUCCCUGGGUGGAAGCAAAUGGUUCGACCUGAGACCAGGGGGCAGGCUCCUCCCAGGCCUCUGCAGCAUAUAAACCAGACCAGUUCAUCCUCACACAGGAAGGUUGGGCCCCUCAGCCAGGAUCCAGAUUCAUGCCUCAGAUGGCCCAGUUUGGGUUCACCCUACCCUGUCCCCCACCUGAGAUACAGCCCACUCCUGUCCCAGGACAGCCCACCAGACACCUCCCUCACCUCUGAAAAAAGACAGCUAGACAGAAGCAGGUUUCAUGCCAAUAAUUUAUUGAACGGAGGUCUGUACACAGGCAAACCUUACUGUGGAAACUAAGACAUCAGGAUCCCCCCACCAUCCCUAACCCAGCCCUCCAGGGUGGGGAGAGGAGGGAGGAGACCUUAGGGCAGAGGACAGGAGGGGAACACAGCUGUAGGAGGGGGAGGAGCCAGGUUGGACGGUGCGAAUCGACGUUUUCUUUAAGAAAAAAAUUAUAACAAUCUAUUUACACCCGGGGGCCAGGAAAGAGGAGAGGAGAUGGGCUGGGCUGGUUCUAUUUACAAGGGACAGGGGAAGGGAGGGUGGGUUGGAGAAGGGCGGUCUGGGGGGAGGGAAGAGGGCCAAGGGAUAGGAGGUCCUCAUGCCCCCAACCCCGUCCAUCCUUCCUUCUCUUCCCUCCCCACAGCCAGUUGAAAUCCUCUUAAAAAGCCCACCAUAGGGGUGAGGCUGGUGAGGAAGGAACAGGAAGAGGGAACAGGGACUCAUUUACCUCUGCCCUCUAGUCUAGGGGCCCAGCCAGGGCAGGAGCUAUGGCCCCCCUUUCCCAGCCCCACCUGGGGCUCCCAGAUGGAAGGGUAGUUGGCAGGGCCCUCAGGAGGAGUUAGUGAGGGGAGCUGUGGCUUCGGCUGACUGCCAUUCUGAGCCGGUCUGAGUCUCACUUAAACCUGAAGAGGAGAAAGAAGCAGACCAGUUAGCCUUUGCUUUUAAACACCCCUCUCCCUCCCCACCCCCCCACCCCCCAAAAAAAACCUCCACAAGCAGGAAGUCCAUGUAAGAUGCUGCAUUUGAAAGUGAAAGCUGUCACUUUAGAUCCAUGGUUGCAAACUCAAAUGCCAAAGGACCGAGGAAAGGCAGGCCCACUGCCGUCCCGUCUGACUUUCUUCCCCAGGAGAAACAGGAAAACUGGACUUGAACAUGAAAUGGCCCAAACUUUUUUUAAAAUAUAUUUUAUUGAUUUUUUUUUUUUUCCAGAGAGGAAGGGAGAGGGAUAGAGAGCUAGAAAUAUCGAUGAGAGAGAAGCAUCAAUCAGCUGCCUCCUGCACACCCCCUACUGGGGAUGUGCCCACAACCAAGGUACAUGCCCUUGACCGGAAUCGAACCUGGGACCCUUCAGUCCACAGGCCGGCGCUCUAUCCACUGAGCCAAACCGGUCAGGGCCCCAAUUUUUUAAUGUGCGCAACAAAUUCAACUGUUUGUAUAGGCCAAACAUAUGUCUUUGGUUUUCCAGUUAGCAUUUCAACACAAACAUAGGCAAUAAUACCCAACACAAGUGGCCAUUCACAUGUUGUAAAAUAUGCUUUCUAUACCAUCAAGCUGUAAUUUUUACAGGAAACUGACAGGCUGUGAAAACAGCCCCUUCCCCCCCAGCUGAAAAAUGCUGCUCUACCCUGACUUACCUUGUGAGGGUGGGGUGAGGGUGGCAGUGCCCGCCGGGGACCUCAAGUGAGGAGGGAUGAGAAUGGCGUUGAGAGAUGGUUGGAUGGAGAGUUCUAGAGACAGGAAUGGACAUGCCUGGUCAGAGGGCAGGACAUCUGCAGACCCAAUUGGAGUUAGAAAAGGGCACUGAAUGGGGACCCAGCUCUUGGCAAGGCCAGUGUUUGCAGACACAUGUAGCCAUCGAGUACUUAAUAGGAAAACUGUAAAGAGCCUAGCACAGAUCAUGGGGCACAGGUGAAUCAGGUUUGGGUUUCCUUGAACCAUGGGGGCCUCUCCCAUGCCCCAGGCCUUCCUUGUCACCCACCCUCAGCUCCCCAUUCCUGUCUUCAACACCAAGCUCUUCUCCACAAUCACUGGCUGCCUCUCCAGUUCCCCAGACCCCAGGCUGUGCCCUCACCACCAGGACUGAAAUUGAAGAG